Camellia sinensis is the source of this 2023-nucleotide messenger RNA. RefSeq names its product monolignol oxidoreductase AtBBE-like 15. Lineage: Eukaryota; Viridiplantae; Streptophyta; Magnoliopsida; Ericales; Theaceae. The record is from RefSeq and is a predicted model, not a curated record. Gene Ontology annotation, molecular function: oxidoreductase activity; FAD binding.
CUCACCCCCAAUUGAACACAACAAAAACAAGAAAACAUAGAAAACAGAUAUGGAGUUUUCAAGCUCAUCCUCCAUAUUGUUUUCUUUACUUGUUCUCUUGUUAUCAGCUUCGUGGGCUGCUUCAAAUUCACUUCAAGAUCAUUUUUACAAAUGCCUUUCUCAAAAAUCUCCUCCCUCUACGCCACUCUCCGCAGCCUUUUACACACCAAAAAACCCUUCAUUCACUCCCCUCCUACAAUCCACUGCCCAAAACCUCAGGUACUUGGAGCCAUUGGUCCCAAAACCUGAGCUGAUCUUCACACCACUAUCCGAAUCCCAAGUCCAAUCCGCUGUCAUUUGCGCAAAACAACUCAAAAUCCACCUCAGAGUCCGGAGUGGGGGCCAUGACUACGAAGCCCUUUCUUACGUGUCACAAAUAGAAUCACCAUUCAUCAUUGUCGACUUAUCAAAACUCCGGUCCAUCAAUGUUGACAUAAAGGGAAAAAGCGCUUGGGUUGAGGCCGGUGCAACAACUGGCGAAGUUUACUAUCGAAUCGCGGAGAAAAGCAAAUUCUAUGGCUUCCCGGCUGGCCUAUGCACGAGUUUAGGCAUCGGUGGGCACAUCACAGGCGGGGCAUAUGGUUCCAUGAUGAGAAAAUAUGGCCUUGGAGCUGACAAUGUCAUCGAUGCUCAGGUCAUUAAUGCUAAUGGGACAAUUCUCAAUAGACAAACAAUGGGAGAAGAUAUGUUUUGGGCCAUUAGAGGUGGCGGAGGAGCGAGUUUUGGGGUUAUUCUUUCAUGGAAGAUAAAUUUGGUUCCUGUACCCGCCACGGUGACAGUUUUUACAGUUACAAAGACCUUAGAACAAGGUGCGACGAAGAUCCUCUAUAAAUGGCAACAAGUUGCACCCAGCCUUGAUGAAAAUCUCUUCAUCAGAGUCAUCAUAACACCGGUCAACUCCACCAAAAAAGGCCAGAGGACUAUUGCAACUUCCUACAAUGCCCUUUUUCUUGGCAGAGCUGAUAGGUUGCUCCAAGUGAUGACUCAAAGCUUCCCUGAAUUGGGUUUACAGAAACAAGAUUGUACCGAAAUGAGUUGGCUCAAAUCGGUGCUUUACAUCGCUCAGUACCCUGCCAAUGUCCCUCCGGAGGUCCUUCUUCAAGGGAAACCAACUUUCAAGAACUAUUUCAAGGCCAAAUCAGAUUUUGUGAGACAACCCAUUCCUCAAAAUGGGCUUGAAGGGCUAUGGAAGAGACUAUUGCAAGAAGAUAAUCCAGUUGUGAUAUUCAACCCUUAUGGUGGAAUGAUGGGUAAGAUUUCGGAGUCUGCAAUUCCUUUUCCUCAUAGAAAUGGCAUAUUGUUUAAGAUCAUGUAUGUGACAAGUUGGGGAGAUCAAGCUAAAGGCUCAGAUGCAAAGCACAUUGAUUGGAUUAGAAGUCUUUAUGAUUACAUGGCUAGUUAUGUUUCUAAGUCUCCAAGAGAAGCAUAUGUCAAUUAUAGGGAUCUUGAUUUGGGUGUGAACAAGAAUGGGACUACUUUUCGGCAAGCAAGUGUUUGGGGUGCCAAGUACUUCAAGAACAACUUCAAGAGAUUGGUGCAAGUGAAGGCCAAGGUUGAUCCUGAUAAUUUCUUCAGACAUGAGCAAAGCAUCCCACUUCUUCCAAAAUCAAAAAAGAAGGGUGGAAGUAGAAAAUCCCAUCACGGGUGAAAAUGAAGAAAUUUUGUCAAGUGGUCGGGACCACCAGUUUUGGAUUCAGUCACUCACGAUAGACUAUAUAGGAAAAAGUGAGACGCUACUUCUAAUUUUUCCAAACCCACCUCUUCGAAAAGUUAAAAAAGAUGGAACCUUUGGUCUCAUUUUUCUUUAUGUGACAUGAGUGAUUUGAAACUAAAAUUAUUGUAGUAGUUUAGAUUAACCGAAUAAUUAGUAUGAAAUGAGAGGGUAGAAAUGGGUUGUUAUGAAGCAUAAUAUAUAUAGCCUUGGAGCAAUUUUAUUAUGUGUAUUUGAAUUAAUAAAUUGGAAUAAAAACUAUAUUUAAAUUGA